Molecule: messenger RNA, 1888 nt
Organism: Solenopsis invicta (red fire ant)
Lineage: Eukaryota; Metazoa; Arthropoda; Insecta; Hymenoptera; Formicidae
Product: major facilitator superfamily domain-containing protein 12
Exons: 8
Coding region: 465-1790 (441 amino acids)
Biological process (GO): carbohydrate transport
Cellular component (GO): membrane
Molecular function (GO): symporter activity
Source: RefSeq, a predicted model, not a curated record
CAGUCUCGUCAGUCUCUUACCUGCACGUGACGCGAACAGACAGCCGGUAUCCAAUAUCGCGGUAUUCGUCGUGACAUGUGGCGGUAACGUUAAUUUUAAUCGUUUUUAUGACACGUUUAAGAGACCAAUAUUGCUCAGAUAGAUACGUCACGCUAAUUUCAAUCCGAUAACGUUCGCGAAAUGUCUUCUCAGUCAUGAAUUAGAGCACGAGUUAGUGAGGUUUUAAAUAUAAGAAACGAUACAGAAUUGUACAUUCACAAAAAGUUUAAUCUUUAUAUUAUAAAAAAUCAAUUCCUAUUUAUGAAUAUAUGUGCGCGCGUGUGUGUGUGUGCAAAGGUUUUUCAUUUCCUGCAGACAUCAUAAGAAUGCCAUUUGUGAAAACAGUAUUGUAAUGGAUUCACCAGAAUUGUGCUGUUUUUAAAUCUGUAUCUAAACAAUACGCUCAUUAAAAAAAAAAAAAAAAAAUGGAUAACGAACGAAGACCUCUCAUGGACAAUGGAAGAGUAGUGAUAUCGACGAAAAUCGCUUACGCUCUUGGACACAUUUUUAAUGAUCUUGCAGCUGCAAUGUGGUUCUCCUAUACUUUAAUUUACCUCCAACGAGUCGCAUUGUUAGAACCUAUUGUUGCGGGAGCGCUUCUACUCUUAGGACAAAUCGUAGAUGCCAUAAUGACACCUGUAUUCGGUUUCCUGGUCGAUCGUUAUUGUAAAAAGAAAAUUUGGCAUGCAGUCGGUUCCAUUAUGGUUACUUUAUCCUUCCCCGUAAUAUUCGGUGGUUUUGUCAAUUUAUCUGCCACCAUUGCUAUGCUUUUGUAUGUCACGAGUAUUACGAUAUUCCAAACGGGUUGGGCGGCCGUACAAAUCUCUCAUCUCUCAAUGAUACCCUCGUUAACUAAUUCCGUUCUAGCUCGAGCUGAUUUAACCGCAAUAAGAUACUCUGCUCAAGUUGGUGCAGCCGUGAUGACUUUCGUGGUAACAUGGAUAAUUCUACCAACUAAUGGCGAAUCAAUGGUUCAAUUAGAUCAGCAAGAUGACUAUAAAUUUAGAAACAUCGUCUUAAUUGUUACAACUCUCGGUCUAACCGCGACUGUCUUUUUUCACAUUUUUCUGAAAGCGAAUCUCUUGGAGCAAACAAUAGUCUCGAAACUGAACAUCGAAGAGCCAACCAAACUGUCGGAUGUUUCAAUGAAUCAUCGAAUGUUUUGGAUCGAUAUCCCGAUUUUAUUGAGAGUCGCGAUGCUAUACGUGGCAAGCAGAUUAUUUAUCACUCUUGCUACAGUAUAUUUGCCGUUGUAUAUAGAAGAGACGAAAGUCGGCGGUAAACAAGCGUUGGCCAGCGUGCCGUUGGUCUCGUACGUAUCUUCAUUCACCGCCGCUUUGUUACUCAAAUAUAUCAAUAGACUUUAUGGUACCAAGGCUUGCUACUUUCUCGGCGCUGUAAUUGGUAUAGCCGCUGCCAUUGUUACGGAAUUUGUCGAAAGUAACACAAUGGUCGUAUAUGCUAUCGCCGUAUUAAUUGGUGCAGGUAGCUCUAUCACGAUGGUUACCGCAUUAAGUGUCACCGCCGAAUUAAUUGGCUCUCGAACGGAACGGAGUGCGUUCGUAUACUCGAUCGUCACUUUUCUGGAUAAAAUUAUCACUGGUCUCGUGGUAAUGUUGAUCGAAAAAUGGAGAUGUAACGACAAGGAACUUUGUCCUACUUAUAAUCGAGAUACAUUAUCCAUCGUUUGUGCCACCUCAAUGAUACUGGGACUUAUAACUUUGCUAUCUGUAUCACGUUGUCUAACUUGAAAAAUUAAUGAAUUUAUAUAUUUUUUAUAUUACGUGCUGUUUGUAAAAUAUAUUUCUUAAUGAUACUGGCAAAUGAUAAAGAUAUUUGAUAUUUCUUA